AACUGGCUCAUCUUGAACGAGCCUAUCGUCUCGAACGAGCCUAGUUCCUUCGUCUCAGAUUGAAACUCUUAUUCUGAAAAUAUGUGCUGUAAAUCCAUUCGGACAGUUCUUUUAUUUUGAAAAGUCUCCCGGAUGUUUAUGUCCCCAGUCUCCGCCUGACGCGCAGCGCUCAGCUGUUAGUUUAGUUUAGUUUAGUUGUAAACAUGUCUCAGUAAACCGGUACUUUACCGGUAGUUUACCGGGUUAACGGACAGUUUGUCGCCAUGGAGACGUUCAGUAAGCUGAGCAGCAUGCUGUUGCACGCGCUGGAGACGAGGGAGCCGACAGUCGACCUGUUGGAGUCUUUCGUCGAUCAUUGGAAAGCAGUAACCAGUUAUUACAUCCAGACCACAGAUGACAGUCGUCCUGUCAGACAGACAGAGAUCCCGUGGCGUCUCAGACAGAUGUUGGACAUCCUGGUUUACGAGGAGAAGCAGCAGCCAGCGGUGGAGGAGACCGGAGCCUGUCUGGAGUAUCUGCUGCAACACAAACUGCUGGAGACGCUUUGCACUCUGGGAAAAGCUCAGUACCCCCCAGGAAUGGUGCAGCAGGUGCUUCUCUUCUUCUCUAAGUUCCUGUCUCAGAUGCAGAAGCCUCUGCUGCAGCUCGUCAGCGUCUACAAACCUGUUCAGAAGCUGAUUCGUCUCUGUGCACUUCCUGGUUCCCUGACAGAGAAGGAGGAAGCUCAGUUCUUAUUGGCCGUCUGCUCCAGAGUGAAACAGGAUCCGCACGCGCUCAGAUACGUCUUAGAGUUUGUGGACCAACCAGCAGCCAGGACACCAGCCUCUGACCAAUCACAGCCCUGCAUACAGGCCUCCAAUCACAGCACAGAGUCACAGGAAUCAUCUCCCUGCAGCCCAGUCCAAUCAGAGAGGGGCCUGCUAUCGGUUCUGCUGCAGCUCACCAACAGUCAGAGGCGGGUGGUGUGUCUGACGGCCCACGAGUGUCUCCUGCUGCUGGCUUCUCUUCAGUCAGACUCUUCAGGGGAGUUUCUGUCUCAUCACACCCAGCUAGGAGAGCUGCUGGCUGGGAGGCUGCAGCAGCUUUACUCCCUGCUGCCUCUGGAGGGGCUCGAUCCUGCAGAGCUGCAGAACUGGACACGCACACCCUGGAGCGCUGAUCUGCAGUCAGAGGCGCCAGCUUCUGAUCACAUGACCAGCUUCUUCUCCUGGUUGGACUUCCUGGAUCAGCUUAUGAGAGAAGCCCCUCAGGUGUUAGCAGUGAAGCUAGCUCAGUGUGUUCAUCAGCUCUGGUUGUUGGACGUUCUUCAGCCUCAACUGCUGCACACGUGUGAGCAGCAGGUGCUGGUCUCCACCUCGGUCCUGUGUGCGACUGUCAGACUGGUCACUUCCUGUUCUCUGCUGGAUCAGCUGGUUGACUUCCUGCUGAGGACGCCCUCGCUGACGGAGCUGCUGCUGCAGCGCUGCGACCACAUCUCAGACCAGGUGAGACCACAUCUCAGACCACAUCUCAGACCAGGUGAGACCACAUCUCAGACCACAUCUCAGACCAGUGGUCUGGAGGAGGACCCGUUCUUCUCUGACAGCUUGUCGUUGUCAGACAGUCAGCUUCCUCCUCCCUCUGGUCUGGGAUCAGCUGCUGACGUCGUCAACAGCUUUCUGUGUUUAGUUCCUGUUCAGGUUCGAUCAGCUCAGCUGCUGCAGGAGGGAGGCUACGAGUCGUACGUCCACGAUGCUCACACACUGGUGACAGAGUGCCAGUCUCUCUCUCUGUCCUGGGAUUGGCCGAUCGCUCCCCCCCCUCCCUCCCCAGGUGUGGGGGGGGAGUUCUUCGAGGGUCAUCUGCUCAAAGUUCUGUUUGACCGGCUGGGACGCGUCCUGGAGCAGCCCUAUGAGGUCAACCUGAAGCUGACUGCUGUUCUGUCCCGACUGUCGGCCUUCAGCCACCCGCUGCUGCAGGAAUACCUGCUGGACCCCUACAUCAGCCUGUCUCCCUGCUCCAGGUCGCUCUUCUCUGUCCUCAUCAGGUUAAUAGGAGAGUUGAUGCAGAGGAUCCAGCCUGUUUCUAACCUGUCAGACAGACUGCUGAACGCCAGGAGACAUCUGCUGGGACUAAACCACAACACUGGACUGGAUCACCUGACUCUGCUGAGAGGACUCAUCGUGCUCGAGGAGUUUUGUAAGGAGCUCGCUGCCAUCGCCUUCGUCAAACUGCCGCUGGACGCCUGACCCACCUGACACACACCUGACCCCCUGACACACACCUGACCCCCUGACACACACCUGACCCCCUGACACACACCUGACCCACCUGACACACACCUGACCCCCUGACACACAC
Perca fluviatilis (European perch) is the source of this 2340-nucleotide messenger RNA. RefSeq names its product FHF complex subunit HOOK interacting protein 2B (gene fhip2b). The record is from RefSeq and is a predicted model, not a curated record. The transcript has 17 exons. Bases 264 to 2228 code for a protein of 654 amino acids. Lineage: Eukaryota; Metazoa; Chordata; Actinopteri; Perciformes; Percidae.